UUCGCGGAUUGGCAGCGGGAACUGAUCAAAAUGGCGACCGGAUCGACUGUGUAUGAUCCAUGGUAUGCCUCAUUACUAGGAUUAGCAGAGACAUUUAGGACAUCAAACCCUCCAAAUAUUAGACUUUGUAUCCAUUGCCUUCAGUCCAUGUUCAACUUCAAACCGCCACCCAAAAUCGAAGCCAGAACACACCUUCAACUCGGUAAUAUUUUGUUAGCCCAUACAAAAAACACCGACUUGGCCAGAACGCAUUUAGAACAAGCAUGGACGCUGUCUGUUUCUAUGCCAGCGAGUGACGAUGUCAAGUUCGAAGCUGCAUGUGUAUUGGCACAGAUGUUCCAGGAUCAGAAUCAACUACAGCAUGCGAGACAGAUCCUGGUGAAAGCAGUCGAAAUAUCCCAACAGGCACCGUAUUGGCAUUGUAGACUUCUUUUUCAGCUGGCGCAAAUCCAUUCAAUAGAAAAGGAUUUUGUGACAGCAUGUCAGUUACUAUCAGCAGGUGCCGAGUUCUCAGCUACAGCUCAUUCAGAAUAUACAAAACUCCUUUUUGUUCUCAGCAAAGGCAUGCUGUACCUGAUAGACAAAAAGACAGCAGAUGUCCACACCACUCUUAGUACUGCCGGUCAAAUGAUAGAAACAUACAAUGGUCCGCCUGUUCAAAAAGAGUCACUAAAGGUUUUUUUCCUCGUCCUACAAGUGUGUCAUUAUCUCAUGGCUGGCCAGGUAAAGAGUGUGAAACCAGCCCUAAAAAAUCUUCAGCAAAUUAUACAGACCAUAACACAGUUACACACAGAUGAAGAACACACCUCCAGUAACCAAGUAGACAUGUUUCAUUGGCUCCCUAUUGAACACAUGUGUGUACUGGUAUACUUGGUGACAGUAAUGCACUCCAUGCAGGCAGGAUACAUGGACAAGGCACAAAAAUACACAGACAAAGCUCUUAUGCAAAUAGAAAAAUUAAAAAUGUUGGAUGCCCAUCCACUUUUGUCACAGUUCCAGCUGAUGCUGCUGGAGCACAUCAUUAUGUGUCGACUGAUAAUGGGCAACAAAACCAUGGCUAUCCAGGAAAUUUUCCAAGCAUGCCAUGUGUGUCAGCAGCAGCCUCGACUUUUUAGCACACACUCUGCACAGAUUCAUACACUGCUGGGAUUAUAUGCCAUGUCCAUGAACUGUAUGGAGGCUGCCGAGGCACAGUUCAAAACUGCCGUUAAGUUUUCAAAAGCAAUGGAGUUGGAAUCUUUUGUUCACCUCAAUUUAGCAAUAGUUUACCUGAGAACAAACCGACAAGGAGAACUGGUCAGCAUCCUUGAAAAACUUGAACCAGAGAAAUUGUCAACUCACUCCCAUAGUUUGAAAGCAUCCUCAUUUUAUGUGCGUGGUCUCCAGGCUUUCUUCCAAGCUCGGUACAGCGAGGCCAAGCGCUACCUCAGAGAAACUCUUAAAAUGGCAAAUGCCGAGGACCUGAACCGGCUGACAUCAUGUUCCCUGGUGCUGCUUGGGCAUAUAUUUCUGUCUCUAGGCAACAACACUGAAGCUCUAAAUAUGGUCACACCAGCCAUGCAGCUCGCAGGAAAGAUACCUGAUGUUCACGUCCAGCUUUGGGCGUCCUCCCUCCUCAAAGACUUGUACCGUCUCUGUGGAGACAAGGUCAAUGAGGCCGAAGGUUUUAAAAUGCACACCAGCUUUUCACAGUCCCUGUUAAAGGAUCACUUUCAGUCAUCACAACUCCCAGAACAUGGCUUAAUACAGUGGACUGAGGGGCCUUGUCCGUUCCAUCUAAACACGACGGUGGGCUCCAGUAACAUGCUGUGAACAUCAGGAAAGACAUGGAUAUUUGUAUGAUAUCAACCAUGAACUACGACACGUUGCAGUGUAAAACUCAACCAGGACUCGGGACACAAAGUUCAUUCAGGACCGAUGUGGCAGCUGCAUUAAGUUCAGUGAGGAGUGAAGACUGGUGACACAGCUGGGCGAAGUUUAUUCAGGUGAUGCAACUGCAUAACAUUAAACCUGGACGGACAAUACAGCUGCAUCAAACCAUGGAUAGCUCUGUAGCGUAGAGUUUAACCAAAUUUGACCGCUGUGCCGCAGCAAGUUAAACCAGGAUUGACAACACGGCUAUACUGAAGGAGGAUUUGUUUGUCGGGGUUCUCUUGAUCACCAAGACCGUUUACUUACUCAACAUGGCACUUUUCCAGUACAGAUUGUGUAUUGGGAAUGUUAAGCAGUAACAGUGCACUCUAUGUAGCCCUAUGUUGGAUGUGGUAGUACAAGUUUGUGUGCUUCAGAAACUCACAAAUGGUGAAUACUGUAUUAAAUACAGCAUUACCAUAGUAUUUUAAGACUGGUGUAUACUGGGUACAUGUAUCAAAUUCAAAUAGACUUUAACCAAGCUAGGCUCAUUCUGUUAAAUAGCUUUCAUAGGUCUUAAUAAAAAGUCUGAGGUUUCAAAGUUCAAAUCAGUUUUGAACAUUAUUUGAGAAAACACAAUGUAUCCUUCAAAAUUUCAUCGAGAUGGAGGAAAAUCCAGCUCUUUGUAAGAUUGAAAAUCUCAAGUUGUUGAUCACACAAAACUGAUGCCUUCGUGGAUAUUUUUUGGUGUUUUGGUCAAUUUUCAAAAUACAAUUAUGUAUUACUUAUAUUUUUAAAGGUUUUCCUUUUUUGGGGGUAAAUUUGUGUUAAGCAUCGAUCUCAAGUCAAGCUUUCAUGGGAACAGCAAUUUACACAUAACGUGUGAUACAAACUUAGCGUGAAAUACAAAUAAUUUUGUCGUUAUGAUUACGUACAGAAAAUUCAGGUUGUAUAAUUCAUUGUGGUGAAGUUUUAAACUAUCUACUGUAAAUUCACAGAUAAAUGACUAAGGUUGAAACCAAUUGAGAGAAAUGUUUUUCAUAAUUUCAUGGUACAUGUCAAUAAUUGUGAAAUUAUUUUAGAGUUCUAUGAACAUAUAGGCACAACAGAUUAUCAUUUGGCUACAUCCAGUUAGUUGAAAAGUUUGUGUAUGGAAAUCCUUCAAAGUUUGUGUAUGGACAUUUUUCAACAGUGACAACAUUUUAAAAGUGUAAAAUCCUGAUGUUUAAACAAAACUGUCCAGCCUAACAAUUUCUGUUUUUCUAGUACAUAUGUAUCUAGAUGGGUGUUUGACCUAAUCGUUUCGAGGUCAUUGUGAAAUAUAGACACAUCAUAUUCUGUCAAUAUAUGGGUAUUGAAGGAUGGAGGUGGGAAAAUGGCAGCAAAAGAUGUAGAUUUACUUUAUAAAGUGAAACAGUGGCAGAAAUGGAUCUAAAUGUAAUGUACAUUGGCAAACAGGACGGAGAGUUGUUAUUACAGAAACAGAAAGUCCUGUGGAGCGACACUGUAGGGGGAGAGAAAAAAAACAACAGAAAAACAAUAAAAAAUGUUGUUACAGAAAACCAUAUUGAACAAAUAAAACAAUAGAGUACAACCAAGUCUGGGCUUUUUGGUUCUCCACGUGUAUAUGAACUUUA
This is a messenger RNA of Mizuhopecten yessoensis (Yesso scallop), 3488 nucleotides long. RefSeq names its product MAU2 chromatid cohesion factor homolog. Bases 31 to 1812 code for a protein of 593 amino acids. The record is from RefSeq and is a predicted model, not a curated record. Gene Ontology annotation, cellular component: SMC loading complex; chromatin. Gene Ontology annotation, biological process: mitotic sister chromatid cohesion; maintenance of mitotic sister chromatid cohesion. The transcript is spliced from 18 exons. Lineage: Eukaryota; Metazoa; Mollusca; Bivalvia; Pectinida; Pectinidae. Gene Ontology annotation, molecular function: protein binding; double-stranded DNA binding.